Molecule: messenger RNA, 1105 nt
Organism: Otolemur garnettii (small-eared galago)
Lineage: Eukaryota; Metazoa; Chordata; Mammalia; Primates; Galagidae
Product: bile salt sulfotransferase-like
Exons: 6
Coding region: 137-994 (285 amino acids)
Biological process (GO): sulfation
Cellular component (GO): cytoplasm
Molecular function (GO): sulfotransferase activity
Source: RefSeq, a predicted model, not a curated record
AAACAUUCUAGCAACUGGGCAGAGAUUAGUGAACCUUAUCUUUUAACUAUAAAACCUAAUCUGCCAGCAGGCCCCACAGCUUCCAACAGCAGCUGCUGCUGAAACCCUGAUAAUUGAACCCAAGGAGCUGAUCAUCAUGGCAGAGGACAAUUUAUGGUAUGAAGGGAUACCUUUCCCAAGGGGUUUUUACAAACCUGAAAUCCUCAGGAAAGCACGCGAAGAGUUUGUGAUAAAGGAUGAAGAUGUACUAAUAAUCACGUUCCCCAAAUCAGGAACAAACUGGUUGAUUGAGAUUCUCUGCCUGAUUCAUUCCAAGGGGGAUACCAAGUGGGUCCAGUCUGUGCCCAACUGGGAACGCUCACCCUGGAUAGAGGCUGAGAAUGGGUUUGCAAUAGCGACUAAGAAGGAGGGCCCACGCUUGCUCACCUCCCAUCUCCCCAUCCAUCUCUUCCCCAAGUCUUUCUCCAGUUCCAAGGCCAAGGUGAUUUAUCUCAUAAGAAAUCCCAAGGACGUUAUUGUAUCUGGCUAUUUCUUCUGGAAUUCAGUGAAUUUGGCUAAGAAACCCAAGUCAGUGGAACAGUAUCUUGAAUGGUUCAUGGAAGGAACUGUGCCAUAUGGGUCAUGGUUUGACCAUGUUCGUGGUUGGAUGUCCAUGAGAGAGAGGGAGAACUUCCUGCUCUUGAGUUAUGAAGAGCUGAAACAGGACACAGAAGGAAAUAUAGAGAAGAUUUGUCAAUUCCUGGGUAAGAAGGUAGAGCCAGAAGAACUCAGCCUAAUCCUCAAAAAUAGCUCCUUUCAGGCCAUGAAGGAAAAUAAGAUGUCCAAUUUCUCCAUGAUGAAAUCUCACUAUUUAGUUCACAAAAACCCACUUAUGAGAAAAGGAGUAACUGGGGACUGGAAAAAUCACUUCACGGUGGCCCAAGCUGAAGCCUUUGAUAAACUAUUCCAGGAGAAGAUGGCAGACCUUCCUCAGGAGCUGUUCCCCUGGGAAUAAUGUCUAAAAUAGUUCUGGACCUUAUACUGAUAGUGAUAUUUCUUCUCCUCCUGUCCCUGUAUGGGUGUGUGCCUGGGGGUCAUUGCAUAAAAACUAUUAUUUCAUCCUGGA